AUGGCUGAGGACGGGUUGAGGAGGGCGAAGACACGGCAUCGCAAACAUGAUGACACCGACACAUCCAAGUCACGCAAAAGAUCCGAGGAUGACAAGGAUACCGCCACGACGAAAUCUCCCGCCGCCACCACCGACCGUCCUGCCGAUAUUCUUGCGCUUCGAGAAGCCAGGCUCGCAUAUAUAGCGAAAGAUCCCGAGGAGAAAAGGAAAGACAUGAAGUACGAAUAUGUGAAGCGUUCAACGACGGUAGCGCAGGCGGGCGACAAGAAGGAGAGGCGGCCCGGGAUUGCGCAGGCCCUUCCAGACGGUCGAGAUGUUCGAAAACCUGAGCGACGGGCGACCAAGCGGACAGAUACAAGUCGUAGGCAGGCACGCCAGGAUGGCGAUGACGAUGGCUAUGUAUAUAGCCGGUCAGAAAGAGCGCCAGCCAGAGACGCGGCACGGAGCAAUGCCCCUAAGCGGAAAACAACCACCGUGGAUGCCAGUCCCAGGAAAGCUGAAGAGAGACGGACGGCUCCAGAGCGACGGCACACAGCGCCCGCGAGACGGAAGGUAGUGUACAACUUUGACGAAGAAUGUACGGACCAACCCAAGCCACCACCACGUCGGGACUCCAGUGUGGUUGAGAAAUCGCAUCGCCCCGAGAUCAAGAGGAGUGCAACAACCACAAAGGCCAAGACUGAGGUGAGCGCAGCGAAAGCGUCAGAAGCCACAGCAGCAACGAGGAGAACAUCCACUCUGUUCGGUGGGAUCUUGCCUCCCAAACCCGCGCCGCAGAAGAAAGUAUCCUGCCUGACAUGCGGCGCCGACGACAUCCCGAUCGCUCGAGCCGCCCUCCUUCCCUGCAAACAUCGGAUGUGCAACUCCUGCCUCAAGCGCAUCUUCACCAUGUCCGUUACCGACCCGGCGCAUAUGCCUCCACGGUGCUGUACAGACCAGCAUAUCGACCUCAAGCACGUGGAGAAGCUCUUCGAUGACAAGUUCAAAGUGUUGUGGAAUCGGAAGUUCCAGGAAUACAAGACCAAGAACAGAAUAUAUUGCCCGGGUCGGAAAUGCGGCGCCUGGAUCAAACCACACUACAUCGCGCUCGAAAACGGCCGCAAGGUUGGACGUUGCAAGCAGUGCAAGCUAAAGGUGUGCGCCAUAUGUUCCCAGAAGAUGCACACGACUCGGGAAUGUCCCAAAGACCCGGAAACGAAGGCUUUCAUCGAGACUGCCAAGGAGCAGGGCUGGCAGAGGUGUUAUAGCUGUCAUGCCAUGGUCGAGCUCAAAGAAGGCUGCAACCACAUGACAUGUCGCUGUACGGCCGAGUUUUGCAUGGUCUGUGGAAUGAAGUGGAAGUCGUGCGACUGCCCUUGGUUCAACUACGAAGCCGUCGAUGCGCAUCUUGGAGAUCCCGUCCGGCAUCAGCAGGAGAUUGAUAGGAGGAGAGACCAGAUAAAUCGAGACGAAGAGCUCGCACGCCGGAUGCAGCAGCUCGGUGUCGCUGCUGACGACGCCGGCGGAGCAUUCGGCCUCGGCAACGGAGCAGAUCAUCACAUGAAUCAGAACUUCAUCCAGCAGGCGAGAGAGGCAUUGACCGCGAACUACGCGCAAGCGAAUCGAGCUGCGCGGGACUUGCUGAACGGGUUCGUCAUGGGCAGAGAGAAUCAGCUGCCUGGUAUGCCCUUGCAGAUGGAUCAGAUGAUGGAAUUGCUCGGCCAAGGGCGCGUGCGAGAUCCCGGGGAGGGAGGAGAUGAGGCAAGAAGACCACGACGGAGAGGUACAGCCAGGCGAAGGACAGCCGCCGCUGACACGCCGGACGAUGGUACAGCGGGUAUGGACCGCCGCGAAGAGAGGCGCAUCCAGGAUUGGGCGAACGAUGUCGGUUGA
This is a messenger RNA of Cladophialophora yegresii CBS 114405, 1872 nucleotides long. RefSeq lists its product as uncharacterized. Gene Ontology annotation, molecular function: zinc ion binding; ubiquitin conjugating enzyme binding; ubiquitin protein ligase activity. The coding region runs from base 1 to 1872 and encodes 623 amino acids. Gene Ontology annotation, cellular component: cytoplasm; ubiquitin ligase complex. The record is from RefSeq and is a predicted model, not a curated record. The transcript has a single exon. Gene Ontology annotation, biological process: positive regulation of proteasomal ubiquitin-dependent protein catabolic process; ubiquitin-dependent protein catabolic process; protein polyubiquitination. Lineage: Eukaryota; Fungi; Ascomycota; Eurotiomycetes; Chaetothyriales; Herpotrichiellaceae.